Stylonychia lemnae is the source of this 1416-nucleotide messenger RNA. The record is from the annotation of a GenBank genome assembly. Lineage: Eukaryota; Ciliophora; Spirotrichea; Sporadotrichida; Oxytrichidae.
AUGAGCUGGCAGGGCAUUAUUAGAGGAGAGUAGAAAAGUUUCUUCAUGAUGUAAUAUUCAUCAAUCAAUGAUAAUACUCUGUAGAUGGAGGAAAAGCCAAUGGUAAUUAACAAGUAUAAACCUUAAGAGCACAAUUUCAGAGAUGUGGACAAUGAUAAAAAUCUAGGCCCAAAAGUAAUCUCUCCCAAUCGAUGGUAAAGUGAAAGACAGAGAAUACAGGAAACUCAAGAUAAAAAUAAAAUCUAUUUCUUUGAAGCAUUCAAUGAUAAAAACAAGGUAUGCUAGAUGAGGGAAAGACAAGCAGAUAAGGAAAUACAGCCAGAGAUGAAAUACACUGCUAAGAACACUCUGGAGAAGGUAGCAGAUGCUUUGAUGAAUAGCAUAAUGGUAGGGGGUGAUAAAACUUAAGAUUUUGGAAGGACCAAUGAAAGUUGGAAUAAGAACGGGGACAGGAGGAAAGGAAAUGGCCACAACAAAGAUUCCAAUAUGGGGCACACCUAGGCAUAUGGAGGUUUAUUCAGUAAUUUCUUCAGUAAAAUGACAGCUAGUCUGCCUGAUCUUAAGCAAAAUCAAGUCUAAAUUGGCAAGGAUAAUUAAAAUGACUUGAGUGUGACCAUGGAUACUUAAUCUGAGUAUAAAGGUGGCAAGACUAAUAAAAAAGCUGACAACACAUAAGCGACACCUGAAAAGGGCAAGGUCAAAUUAAGCACCUCAGCUGAAAAGUUCUUUAACGCCAUGAAUCCAAAGCAAUUAAGACCAGAUCUCCAUAAUAAAACACACUUCAAAGCAGCAAUGACUUUGAGAAUAAUGAAGCCUGUAAGUUUGCAAAGAGAAAAUCAUUACUAGACUAUGGGACCUGGUUAAUAUACCAAUAGAGACAUUAAUUCUAUGAAAAGAGCCUCUAGCAUUAAAAAGCUCUAGCCCCUAACUUUCUAAAAUCCAUUGCUCGCUAAAUAGAAGCCACAGACUUCAUCUAAUUAAACUUACAACUUAGAAGGUCAGGCGCAUUCUUAGGUUCUUAAUGACUUGAGAACUAUUUAGCUCCAUAAAAUUGAAAAGAAAACUACAAAAUUGUUGCGCUUUGAUAAUCCUGACUAAUCUCAAAUGAAAAAAGGAAGUACUUCUUUGACUUAGCUUAACAGAGGUAUCACUGAUGUGAGUGCAAUAGUUGAUAAAGAGGAAGAUGAUCACGGGAAGAAGAUUAAGCAGAGGGAAAUUCCUGAAAAUUACUAUGAAGUCUCCCAAAAUGUGCUCUCGAGUUGCCACAUAAUCCCUUAAAUAAGUCCCAAAUACCUUAAAAAGGGAGAUGGAAAAUUGAUAAGUAACGCUUCUAUGUUAAGUGAAUCUAACUUGGACAAGACUUUAUAGCAUAAUAAUAUGAGUUUGACUAAGUUGUUGAAUUCCUCAAAACUGUGA